AUGACUGAUAUUGAUCGUAUUGAAAAUCGUGAUAUGAAACAAAUUGAUAUUCAAGUCGAAGGAGAUUUACAAAAUUUAUUAUAUAGAUUUUUAUCUGAAUGGCUUGAAGUUUAUGGUACAGAAGAUUAUUUUAUAGCAAGAAAAAUUGAAAUUAACUUAUUUGAUCGCAAUCAAUUACGUAUUAUUGCUCGUGGUUACGGUGAAAUAUUUGAUUUAUCACGACAUACACAAGGAACUGAAAUUAAGGCAAUAACUUAUUCAAAUAUGCAAAUACAUGAAGAAGCAUCAACACAUGAUGUCUAUGUCAUUGUUGAUAUUUAA
Rotaria sp. Silwood2 is the source of this 321-nucleotide messenger RNA. The record is from the annotation of a GenBank genome assembly. NCBI's taxonomy places the organism in Eukaryota, Metazoa, Rotifera, Eurotatoria, Philodinida, Philodinidae.